This is a messenger RNA of Melopsittacus undulatus (budgerigar), 2738 nucleotides long. It is a transcript of the gene CYYR1, whose product is annotated as cysteine and tyrosine rich 1. The coding region runs from base 18 to 506 and encodes 162 amino acids. Lineage: Eukaryota; Metazoa; Chordata; Aves; Psittaciformes; Psittaculidae. The transcript is spliced from 4 exons. The record is from RefSeq and is a predicted model, not a curated record.
CCACGCCCGCCGCCGGCAUGGAGGCAGCGGGGCGGCGCGGCCCUGCCGGGGGGCGCCCCGUCUGGGGGGUGCUGCACCCCCCGCUCCUCCUCCUCCUCCUUCUCUUGGCAGAAGAUUGUCUGGCUCAGUGUGAUAAUGACUGCAAAGCUUACUGCUGUGAUGGGACUACUCCCUACUGCUGUUCAUAUUAUGCCUACAUUGGGAAUGUCCUUUCAGGCACUGCGAUAGCUGGAAUCGUUUUCGGUAUUGUAUUUAUAAUGGGAGUGAUUGCUGGGAUUGCCAUCUGUAUCUGCAUGUGCAUGAAGAACAGCCGCGGGACUCGAGUAGGGGUCAUCCGAGCUACACACAUCAACACUAUCAGCACAUACCCAGUGGCUCCACCACCAUACAGUUAUGAAUAUGAAAUGGAGUACCCAGUUGACCUACCUCCUCCUUAUACUCCAACCCCACAGACUUCAAUACAGUAUCCCCCACCCCCUCCAUACCCUGGAUAUUCAGGGAAAUAACUACAUGGCUUCACAUGGAUAUAAACUGCCUGUUGAAACAUCCAGCACCAUUAGGACAAAUAUUACCAGCUCAGGGACAGAUAUGAUGGGGUCUGCAUCAACACAUAUGGCUAGAUGUUGAAAUAACCUGGGUGGGUCACCACGGCUCAGGAUGGAGAAGAAUACUGAUCACUCUGGACCUUCCAUGUCUCAUGAUGAAACAACGCGUAACCAAAGAAACAGUUCCUGCAAGUUAGUGCCUGAUGAGUGGUGCUUAGCAUCAGUGCUUAGCUUCAGCUGCGGCCCCUUGCAGCACACAGGAGUGGGGGCUUCCCAAGAAAGAACAUGCAAGUGCUACAGAUGGUUCAACAAGCUGUUUCAAAAGCACAAGAGGCAGCUGCUGGGGCUUAUUCUGGGGGAAUGUCCAACUGUUUUCAAGUAUGUGUUACGCCUUUCCUUAAAAUGAGGAGAAUAAGGAAGAACAAGGAAGACUGAAGCUAUUUUCAAUUUCUACUUCAGACUGAUAAUAUCCAGUGAUCAGCUGUGUGUAUUGGUCUGAUAAACACAUUACAGGGAGAAGUGCUGUCAGAGUUAUUCAGUAACCAAAAAUGACGGGUAUUAUUUUUUGGCCAAGUGCAGGUUUUUUAAGUGCCUACUUUUAAAUAGUGUGAGACUAGUUUGUGGUCUGAAAGGUAAAACAUAAAGAGCAUUUUUAUAUGUGAAACACUAAUUUAUAGCUGAUUUCUCUGUUCUUAAAAACUUUAUACAUUAGAAAUACUCUGCAAUGCCUUUUUAUCAGCAAAUGAUACUUUGAUUUUUUACUAUAUGAAGUACAGACCCUUAUUAAAAUGUUCCAUAUACUUACGGGGUUAACUGUAAUUCAGAGGCAGCUGUUUGACUUCAGAAGAGAGUAUCUUAUAACCUAAAGCAUCAUCCUUUAAUGGUAAGACUAACAUUUUUCUCAGUUUUAUAUGCAAACCACAAAGACAGGGGUUCUGUUUCAGGAUUUAAAAGUGCUGAACACCCUUAGCUUAAGUUGGGUGGCUGGGCAGUUUGAGAAUGCUACAGCCAAAACAGUGAAAGGUGAGUCCUAGAGUCCAGGACAGCUGUGGCAUGAGAUCCAUUUCAGAGGGAGAGACUGCAGGUUAUUACUGAUUCCCAAAGAUCAGAACGCAUUUAGAUGUUUUCCAGUGUAGCCCUCAUCUUCUCUUCAGGUGUAUCAGUGUAUUAAUGAAUAAGAAAGCAGCUUCCAAAAGGUGGUGCGCUAUCUCAGUGAAGUCAGCUGACAACCUAAGUCUGGUAUUUUUGGCAUUCAGUCCUGGUUCCAGGAAGCACUCAAGCAACUUUAUAACUUUGAACAUAGAAGUUAUUCAGAGGCUUUCUUGUAAACAAUACCUUAUUGAGUGUUCUUGCUCAGAUUUUGUAGUGGUAUUUGUCCUUUCCAGGCUGACUAACCUUAUCAUCUUGAAACCCCACUUGAAAGCACAAAUGGCCUUGGUCUUCACCAGUGUAAGUUCAGAAGAUCUGAUGUGACCCUUGGCUAAACUGAGCCUUGAGUCAGAGGCCCACUGGCUACCUAGGCAUUUGUAACCCAGUCAGUGAACUGAGCUGCAUCACAGGUUUUGGUAGCUGCUGGUUCCUUGAAGAAGACUCCAAGGAAGUAAUUUCUCUUUUGCUGCUCAGAUGUGACAAGUCCUAAACUAGGUUACCCUUACAUCUACUUCUGCUCUGCUGCUGUGGGCUAUGUCCUGUGACAUUUCAGCUGGUACCCUUGACCUCUCAAGAGAUGGAUGUUCCUCAGUUGAAAUCCUCCCAUGAAGGGCAACCUUCUGCAUGUGGUGUGCUUUGAGGCCCUACUGAAAACCAUCUGCUGGGGUAUUGAUGUGCCUGCCAACAUGGUGGCCAGCAUGAAGAACAGAAUAAGCAUAAUUUUCUCUGUGGGAAAUCCUGUUCCUACCAUAUCCCUCUGUGCUCAUACCUCAGCACUUUCCAGUUGAUCACACCAGAUGCUAUUUCUAUGCCAAAAUGUUACCUGUAGAUAAAGAGUAUUGUCAUUGUUCCCAUUCUUGUACUUCAUUUCUUUGUGCUGAACAUGCAGACACACAAAUCAAAGAGCAGUUUGUGUUUGAUGAAUCCAGUGUCCUGAAAAAUACAGAGAAAGAAAACUCCUAUAGAUCAUAAAUCUUCCCUUAGUGGAAAAAUUUUUCCAGCUGUGACAUUUGUCAGAACAAGUUAUGAAGCAGAUUUCUUAAA